GGAGUGGUCGUGAACGCACCCCAGUGUUCGUGCGGCGUUCAGGGCCUCCCAGCUGCGCAACGUGUCGCUCAGGUCGCUGCCGUGCAGAACAUCUGGGUUCAAGCGGACAGACGCGACACAGAAAAUCAAUGCAAUGCAGUUUCUCAGACGCUGUCCCAGCCUGACUCGAUUCGGCCCCCUCAGCCCUCAAAGGAAUGAGGUGGCACCUGCUGUAGCAUUGUGGACGUUGCGUCUUUCCAGCAGCAGCAGCGGAAGUGGCAGCAGGGAGGAUCAAAGAUCAUACCAACAUACUCGCAGUCCCAUCUGGAGACAUGGCCUGGCAGGGCUACUGGCUGGUGCAGGGGCUGUAUUGGCAUAUAGCCUACAUCAUCAUAAGGCCGAGCAGGCAAAUGUGAGUGGGCAGACCAUAGGGAAGGGCUCCACUCUUCCUGUCUUCAGCCAGGCGGAGGUGGCAAAGCACCGCUCUCUGGACGAUGGCGUGUGGGUCACCUACCAAGGCAAUGUCUACGACAUCACUGAGUUUGUGGCAAUGCACCCUGGUGGGGAUAAAAUCUUGCUGGCAGCAGGUGGUGCCCUCGAACCCUUUUGGGCACUGUAUGCUGUCCACAACCAGGAACACGUGCUGGAACUCCUCUCCGAGUACAAGGUUGGCCUGCUCAGCAAAGAAGACCUGAAGAAGCAGCAGGCCGUGAAGUCGUCUGACCCGUACUCCUCUGACCCCGAGCGCCACCCAGCGCUGCGCGUCAACAGCCUCAAACCCUUCAAUGCCGAACCGCCUCCUGAAAUUCUCUCAGACAGCUACAUCACCCCAUCUGCACUCUUCUUCAAAAGAAACCAUUUACCAGUUCCUCAGGUGGACCCGGCCACAUAUCAGCUCCGUGUGGAGGGACUGCCAGGCGGAGUGCUGACACUGUCUUUAGAAGACUUGAAGACCAGAUUCCCCAAACACACCGUUACUGCUACGCUGCAGUGUGCAGGCAACCGCCGAAGCGAGAUGAAUAAGGUGAAGCAGGUGAAGGGACUGAACUGGGGCAUCGCUGCCAUCAGUAAUGCUAAAUGGAGCGGUGCUCGGCUCAAGGAUGUGCUGCUGGCUGCUGGUUACGGGCCAGACGUGGUCCAACGUGCUCGCCACGUUCAGUUUGAGGGGCUGGAUAAAGACGCCACAGGGACUAGCUACGGUGCAUCGAUCCCCUUAAAUAAGGCAGUCAGUGAGGAAGGAGAUGUGCUUCUGGCUUAUGAAAUGAAUGGUGCUGAUAUUCCGCAGGACCACGGCUUCCCAGUGCGGGUUGUGGUACCGGGCGUAGUGGGCGCACGCAAUGUGAAAUGGCUGGGAAAGAUAAUCGUCAGUUCAGAGGAGAGCAGCAGCCACUGGCAGCAGAACGACUACAAAGGUUUCUCCCCCGGCACCGACUGGGACACCGUGGACUUCAAAUCUGCUCCGGCCAUCCAGGAGCUGCCCAUUCAGUCUGCCAUCACCGCACCGGCAGACGGCGGCGUGGUUGAUCGGAGCGAUGAAACGCUGACUGUGAAGGGUUACGCGUGGAGCGGCGGGGGUAGAGAGGUGGUGCGCGUAGAUGUUUCUCUGGAUGGAGGGAAGACGUGGCAGGUUGCCCAGCUGAAGAGCAGUGAGACGGGACAGGCUGCCGAGGCUUCACCUCCACCGGGCCGGGCCUGGGCCUGGAAGCUGUGGGAGGUGACUGCUCCUCUCCCUCAUCACGCUCAGGAGCUGGAGAUCAUUUGCAAAGCCGUUGACAGCAGCUACAACAUGCAGCCAGACACAGUUCCCCCAAUCUGGAAUCUGAGGGGCGUGCUGAGCAACGCCUGGCACCGAGUGAAGGUGAGCGUCAGAGAGGAUUGAAGAGAAACACAGACUCCAGCUUCAUACUGACUAAUAUUUACGCCUUAAACUGACCCUGAGUUGAGCAAACUUAGUUUUAAACAGGAAACAGUUUACAUAAGGAAUUACUCAGUAUUGUUGAAGUCUUUUUGAAGAUUUGACUUUAUGUCCUCAAAUAAAGACCAAGGGCUUUUUUCCUUCAACUUCUGAAGAUGCAAGACCUUCAUGAAAGGCCAUCCCAUUUUUAAUAUGCCAUAUUUUUCUAUAAUGCCCUUUUUCUGCCCCCAAAACAAUAUCGGCACAUCCUCACACGGACUUAGGUCUUGUUUCCAUCCACGUAUGCAGUCAUAUGCAUCUGCAAGUCCAUGCAGUCCUGUGGUAAUCCUGUAGUCUCUGACACGUGCAGAACCUUCCUUUUUUAUUUCACUUGAAUUUGCUUCAAAAGCAUUACAGGUUCUGCAGUAGAUCCAGAGUAACUAUACUAUGUGCCAAGAAGUUGAAUAAACAAAGUACUGAACAGGCGAAAGGAAACACUAGCUUGACAGGCUGUUCCUAAACUGGAUCAAAAGCCUGGACUUUACUUGAAUCCAAGUUUUUAUUUGAGGAUAAACAGUAUGCAACCUCGUCUGUGAGAUUUGAAGGAUUCAAUCAGGUACUUACUUUAAACAAAGUUGGAGAUUGUAAAUGACUACCAAAUCAUGCCUGCUUGCAGUCUGGAGUCAUGGGAAGACUGAAUAUAUAUGAUUUAUUUGAUUAUGUAUCUUUGUAUGAAGAAAGCAUUUAUUUUUGUAAAUGUUUUAGUAGUUAAAUGAGUUUAUUUAAGCUAAUUUCUUGAAAGGAAAACAUGCAGGAAUAUUUUGAAGAUACAUUUCAUGGACUGAUUUUGAAUCUAACUUAAAUGCCGUUAAGCUGCAACGUAGGACGCGUUAUCGCUUUAAAUGAAGGUCAGUAUUGAAAUAUUUGAGCUUCUUCUAACAACUGGAUUCAGUAAGGCUGCUUUUUCAUCUUCUCUGCAGGUUUGUCCUUGUGACGUAACCUGUGCAAGUUACAACUUAUAAACAAACUUUUCACUAGAGAGGUUUGGGUGUCUUAAACAAAACACAGUAGCUGUAACUGAGAGGGUUUGUCUUCAGCAGUCAGCUUGUUGAAGGUGAAGCUUGCAUCUCUGUGUUGGUGAUUUUUAUAAAAAAUAAAACUGUCUUUCGCUGGUGCAGAGAGAUCUGAGCUCUGCUACCACAUCUCUGGCCUGGCAGGUGCCAGUUGAAGUGUCAUCAUGUCGAGCACACUUCUGGGAGACACAUGG
Molecule: messenger RNA, 3140 nt
Organism: Cololabis saira (Pacific saury)
Lineage: Eukaryota; Metazoa; Chordata; Actinopteri; Beloniformes; Belonidae
Gene: suox
Product: sulfite oxidase
Exons: 5
Coding region: 134-1858 (574 amino acids)
Cellular component (GO): mitochondrion
Molecular function (GO): oxidoreductase activity; molybdenum ion binding; heme binding
Source: RefSeq, a predicted model, not a curated record